Messenger RNA from Trypanosoma cruzi, 1497 nucleotides. RefSeq lists its product as uncharacterized. NCBI's taxonomy places the organism in Eukaryota, Euglenozoa, Kinetoplastea, Trypanosomatida, Trypanosomatidae. The transcript has a single exon. The annotation marks the transcript as partial. The record is from RefSeq and is a predicted model, not a curated record. Gene Ontology annotation, molecular function: protein binding.
CGCGACUUGCCAGAAUGCCUUGCGCAUGCGACGGGCCGGCACUCAUCUUCUGCUCCGCAGGCGGGGACCAGUUGGCUUCAGCCGGUGGAGUCGCAGGCAUCCCGCCGCGAUUUCCUGGCGAGGUCCGUCGGGCACGUGGACACGUCGCUGGACACGCGGCUACGGAGUUUAGCAGCGAAGGUGGAUUAUGCGGUGGAGGCAAUGCUCUUCGCAAGAGAUUACGCUCUUCGGAGGCCACGACGAGAAGAAGAAGAAGAGCAGCAGCAGCAGCAACAACAACACCUGACCUCUACCUCACCGCUUAGGGAUGAAACUUCCCGUGGGAGAGACCGCCGCCUUGCCGCGGAGUGCGUCGUGAAGCUGAUGGAAGCCGUGACUCUGCUGAACGAUGCAUUGCAGACUGUCGAGCCGAUCACUUCAGGGGAUGCCACCGGCGUUGUGGGCCAUGAGAAGAACUGCCGACUCGCGAAGCACCUGAGGAAGCAGCGGGAUAUGCUGCACCUUCUGCUGGAGGAGAUGCGGGAUGUGGACACGUCGGGGCGGCGGCGUAUGGCCUCUGCGGCCGUCCUUCUGUGUGACCCUCUCACUGAGCCUCUUGCGACCGCCGUAGCGGAGCGGCUGGGCACGGUGUUGGAGCGUCUUCAACGCGGGGAGCCGUCUCGCACGAGCCAUUCAACUGGCCACGCUGGCGGUGACGCUGGGGUUCUAAAGGGCGACAAGAUCACUUCCUUCACAUCGCCCCCACCUCGGAUUCCUCGAGGAGUAAAAAAAGAUGAUGAUUGUGAAGUGGCAGCGAACGGUAGCGCCACGCGUCAAGUUUACUUGAAUGGAGGAAUCCGUGGGCCAAUCCCACGCCACACAUUUGGUUUUACUGGGGGGCGCCUACAGGUGUCAAACAACGGCACACGUCUGCAGCGCCUGUUGCUUCCAAGUUUAUUGGACACCAUGACGGUCUCCGCGCUCGGGGCACUGGACCACCGAACAGUUCUCACUGCGCAGCAGUCUGCUGCUCCGUCGUGUUUCGAGUACACAAUACGGGUGUGUAUGCAUUGCGAUGGUCUGCUUGUAGGGUUUGCUGACCGCUAUCUGCCUCUGGAGGGGUUUGGUCCGGCGCAGAACUCAUUGCGGUACACAAACUGCUACUAUCUGCAUUUGGGCCGCGGCACUUUAUUUUGUCCGGCGCAGGGGAUGGUGGACGUGCCUUACCCUGCGUUUCAGCGCGCUGCUCCUGGCAUCACCACGAAGGAACCGCUGAGUCACUGUAACAACAACAAGGAUGGCGCAACUACUAAUAAUACUACUAAUACAAAUAAUAAUACAGCUGCUGUGCGUAUCGGUGAGGAGAUCAGCUGCUCUCUUGACACGGUGACGCGGACGAUACGGUUCCGUCGGGACGAUGUUGACUGUGGCGUUGCCUUUGAGCGUGUCAGCCUGAAUCGAUCGCUUUUUCCUGCUUUUGAGGUGAACUCACGGGGCUGUACGAUAGAGUUCGUAUGA